UGAACUUGUGAAAUGCUUGUAACCGUGUUUCCAUGCAGAAAAGUUUUCGUUUUUCUCAUAUAAUUUGUUCUCAUUUGCCCUGAGAAGAUCAUUAUUAUUUUAUCAGUACAGUAAUCUGUCUGAAAGGGGCAGAUCAUGCAAGAACCUCGGGAAGAAGGAGAUGGUGAAGAAAGUCAUGCUACACCUGCUCCAUGGAAACCAAAUGAAGAUUAUUUAAAAAUUUUAACUGGAAUGGGGAUUAGUAAAACAACAGCUGAAAAAGCUCUUUUCUAUACUGACAACAGAUCUCCUGAUCUAGCAGCUGCUUGGAUCUUUGAAAAUUCAGAAGCAGAUUUAGAGACCUCUUUAGAAGCUGAAGCUGAUGGGCGCACUGAAAAUACAUACGGUGAUGCAUACAAAAUGGCCUUUGUAAUAAACAUGAGUUUGGACAUGGGUACAGGAAAAUUAGCUUCACAAGUUGCUCAUGCAGCCAUAGGAUUACAUAGACUGCUACUACAGAAUGAAAACAAAUAUGGAGAAAUGGUUCUUCAAUGGACUGAAGAUGGGGAAACCAAAAUUGUACUAAGAGGGAAUACUACACAGCAUUUGGUUGAAUUAGAACGAAAAGCUCUUCGUUUAGGCCUUCCUACUUAUUUAGUUCAAGAUGCUGGCAGAACACAAAUUGCUGCUGGAUCUACGACUGUACUGUGCUUAAUGGGACGUCUUGAUGUUGUGGAUCAAGUCACUGGAUCUUUGAAACUACUUUAGCAAUUAAAUGACUUCCUGUGUCUGCAUUACUUAAAACUUACUUGCCAAACUGUUAAAAGACCACAUUUCCUGAAUUCUCAUUUUUGACUGAUAUUGUUGGAAGUGUUAUGAACAAUGCUGAAUGCUUAAUUUAGUUGUCAUGCUUAAAAGGAGCGGACGAACAGUUCUAUUUCAGGGACUUUCUGAAGUUUUAUUCCUCAUCACUAGCAGGGAUUGUAAUGCUGUACAAUUCCUCUAUCAUUGUCUUUCGUUAUUUUUUUAAAACUUUGUUUACAAAUCUUCCUAUUCAGAACUGUAAUAUAUGUCUUAUAUUAUGCACUUUAUUCCUUGCAUUUGCAGAUAUUUUCCAGUGACGUUCUAGUUUAAUCGAAUUAUUUGUUAAACAUAUUGUAUUGCUAUUGAAAACGAUCUUUUCUAUACUUGUAAGAAUUUAUUUUAUGUUAUAAUUGUAAUGCUGUGAAUCAUUAGAUUGAUUUUUGACAUUGGAGCAAUGGAAAAUAAAA
This is a messenger RNA of Uloborus diversus, 1250 nucleotides long. Its product is annotated as probable peptidyl-tRNA hydrolase 2. Gene Ontology annotation, molecular function: protein binding; peptidyl-tRNA hydrolase activity. The transcript is spliced from 6 exons. Lineage: Eukaryota; Metazoa; Arthropoda; Arachnida; Araneae; Uloboridae. Gene Ontology annotation, cellular component: mitochondrion; cytosol. Bases 136 to 747 code for a protein of 203 amino acids. The record is from RefSeq and is a predicted model, not a curated record.